Molecule: messenger RNA, 3964 nt
Organism: Lepisosteus oculatus (spotted gar)
Lineage: Eukaryota; Metazoa; Chordata; Actinopteri; Semionotiformes; Lepisosteidae
Source: RefSeq, a predicted model, not a curated record
CCUCCUUGCUGGAAUAUGGAAAAGCUCACUGUAGUUCUUUUGUAUCCUCAGAUGAAUACAAGAGUUUUCUGAAGAGACUCCCAGCUGAUCGCUUUUUAAACACAUCGGUGAUACUGCAGUACUGGACUGCAGAUUCCAGCCUGCAGCAUCGCUAUGGACAGCUGGAUGCAAGCACCAAGCAACUACUGGGGAAAGCCCAAAGGAUUGUACGAAAGCUCUUUACUCUUAGCAAACGCUGCCCAAAACAACCAAAGAUUAGCCUCCCUAGGGAAAGGCCCAUAAGCUUUUGGUUGAAUCGUGCCCAGUCUGUCCUGUACUGCACUGAGCACAGUGCUCCAGGAACCUUUUCUGAAGAAGCACACAGUUGUACAUGUGCCUUUGAGCACUUGGUCUGCCAGGGGACCGUUCCCUGCUUAGUGGCAGAAGGAGCAGCUUGUGCCUCCUGCGCGCCUGACAACAUCACUCGCUGCAACAGCUGCCACCCCGGCUAUGUGCUGCAUCAGGGUACCUGCAGACCAGCUGUCGCAGGUUCUCUGGAUCACUAUGUCAAUUUCGACACAGAUGUGCCAGAUGCAGAAGCGAAGUAUCUCCUGCAGCACCUGGACAGCAGGAUGGAGAUCCAUGCCAUCUAUAUCAGCAGCGAUGUCCGUCUUGGCACCUGGUUCAACCCAUCCUGGCGAAAGCGCAUGCUGCUCACCCUGAAGAGCAACAAAAACAAGUCCAACCUGAUCCACAUACUCCUAGGUAUUUCCUUUCAGAUCUGCUCCACCCAGAACAGCACCCUGGAACCGGUGCCCGCUAUCUACGUCAAUCCCUUCGGAGGCAGUCAUUCUGAAAGCUGGUUCAUGCCGGUGAACCAACAGGAUUUCCCAGACUGGGAAAGAACUAAACUGGAUCCGUCACUUCAGUGUUACAACUGGACUUUAUUACUGGGCAGCAAGUGGAAAUCCUUUUUCGAAACUGUUCAUAUUUAUCUGCGGAGCCGCAUAAGGUCUGAUGACCCCAACAGCAAUGAAACCAUCUUCUACGAGCCCUUAGACCCUGAUGACCGCUCGUCCAACCUGGGUUACAUGAAGAUAAAUAGCUUCAGAGUUUUUGGGUAUAGCAUGCACUUUGACCCAGAAGGGAUAAAAGACUUAAUCCUGCAACUUGACUAUCCCUACACUCAGGGAUCUCAGGACUCAGCACUCCUUAUGCUGUUGGAGAUGCGAGACAGGAUCAACAGACUCUCCCCACCAGGCCAGCAACGCCUGGACCUCUUUUCUUGCCUGUUGCGUCACAGGCUGAAGCUCUCGACCAGCGAGGUGGUUAGAAUUCGAGACUCUCUACAGAUGUUUAGCUCUAAGCUGCCCAAUUCCUCUGACCCGGAACUGGGCCAGCUGUGCAGCUAGCCCCCAUAACAUCUUUUUGCUGUGGCCUGCAAUUUUGAAACAAAAAAGGUCUCGUGUUUGUUUUGUGGCACAUGUUAAAUAGUUGCAAGGUGUGUGUAUAUUUACACAGAAUAGACCAUUGAGCAUGCAUGCUCUGUUUAAUGGCAACCCAUCAUUGGGUUGAUGGGUACAAGGAGUAUGAUGGACUCAGUAUUCAACAGAAAAGAUCCUUAAUGUCAGCACAUGAGAUGGGAGCUUAUUUAGAUAUUUUUUUAAAGCACAGCUUUUUUCAGUAAACUCAGUGAAGUAGGUCAAACCAUUUAGAUAAUAUCUGUACAAAAGCAACGAACUAUGUUCCAAUCAGAAGUUCACCUACAAAAGGACUUCAUUAAGUGUGGAAGAAAAAACUACAAAAAAGACAUUUUCAGGCAUUUAUUUUUAUGAGAGAUUUCAUUGCAGUGGAUGUUAUGAUGAAGGAGAAUAGAGAAUGAAUCCCAGGUCUGAUUAUUAUAUUAUGAACCUUAAAUGUCCCAUGUGAUACAUAUGUCUUUUAAAAUUCUCUGCUUUCUUGCUUUCUCUACAGUGAAUCUUCAUGUAUGAAGAUAUUGGUUGUUGUGUUUUUUUAAAGAUCUCUUCAGUGAGGAUCUUCUUUCUAUCAGAUAACCUUCUCAACUAAAAAGAGAGAGUUAUUUUGUUUGUUUUCUUUUAGAUAUUUUUGUGUUGUUCAGGUAUGUGUGGCGAACCAUAGAAGAUAAUGUGACUUUGAGCAGAUGCUAGGAGCUCAACCAUUUUUACAGCUCCUAGGAGACAGUGGUGAUUACCUAGGCUAGACACAUUUCACACUACCCUUCAGACCACAGAGUAUGAUUCACAAAACUCUUCAUUGUAAAUAUCUUCUUGGAAAUCUUAAAUUAUGUUUUGUUUUUAAAGGCUAAUUAUAGGAUUUGAACAACUGCAAAUGCCAAAAAACAAUUAGUCUGAAUAAAAGUCUAAUGCCUUACUAAUAGGAAUCUUUGUCCUGGUAGUUAAGCACACUUAGUAGUCUGUUUAAAUUUGUUAUGUUCAUUCUCAUAUACUAGAGAAUUGAAGAUAUCACAUCAAUAUAUUCCUUAAAAACAACACUUACUUAAAAAAGUACUAAGUGUUAUCAAUCUCAUUACUCUGAUAAUGGAUAACUCUUUCACUUUCACCUCUACAAUAAUAACAGAAGAACUGUUAAGAAGAAGCUAUUUAGCACAUCUAGCAUGUUUGGUUGUAACUAGGUAAUUAAUCUGUAUGUCACUCACAUUUGUGAUCACAAGAGCAUACAAAACUUACUAAAAUUUGAAUUCCUAAAGAGAGUGGUAUUUAAAGCUUGGGAAUAGAGAUAUAGUUAUUUCCCGAAGAAUGAAAUUGCUCGCUAGGACUAUUCAGAAAUAGGGUUCGGAGAUUUACCCAGACAAUUUCCUGUGAAUUAAAAUAUCAAAAGCUUCUUACAAAUGAUUAUUGUGGUUAUGAUCCUUACAUUUUACACAUAUACUAUAAGAACCUUUGAGAAGAUAACUCUAAGUAAUCCUCUUCUGACAAACUCCUUUCAAUCCUAAAAUGGGGGAAAUAUCUGUUUUUUUUGCAAUACAGCAACCAGCCAUGUCUUCUUCAAAUCACAUACAUACAACAUACAUAAAAAUAUGGUUGUGUGUUUUUAAGAGUUGUGAAUCUCAAUGUAAUCAAUGGAGUGGAACAGCAGUAAUAUUUAUUUCAGCCAAAAAUAAACAGCAUUUCUACAAUCGUUUGUUAACAGUAUUUUAAACUUUUUUUAACCUUAAAUGAAAUACAAAUGAAGUCUGGAAUAGUUUUUAUGUAUUCCAGAAGUGUUCAUAAUAUAAAGAAGCAAAAUUCUCAAGGUAAAAAACUGUUUUCUUACAAUUUCUGCAAAAGUAUAUGAAGAAAUGCUCCAGACUUAAUAUUCACCGUUGUCUGAUAUACUUUUCUCACUGUACAGCUAUAUUAGUGGGGAAGCUCCUGACUAUAUUCAUGAGAUGGGCAUCAUAUCCAGUUUAUAAAUACAGGUUGUUUGUCUUAAUGUCACUUAUGAAUCAUUGCUUGCCCUUCAACUAAUCAUCACUGCACUGAAGGACACCUAAUCACUCACAGAAUGCCUGUUAGGCUGAGUUAUCUUGUCUGUCUCAUGAGAAAUGAAGAAAAGAUUUUUGAAAGAUUUUUCUUUUUUUAAUGAUUUAUGAAGUUUAAGGAAUAUCAGCAGCGAGAAUGUAUACUAAUUACAAAAUUAUUGUCAUAAGCUAAAUACCUGUUUCUCAUGUUUCUAUAUAUUCACAUUUGAUUCUUUUUUAUUCUAAAAUAUUUUAGACAGUCAUUUUACAAUUGCUUGUUUCAUAUAUCUCCCCAUAAUGUCUGCCUGAUCUGGAAUGCUGUGUGAGCCUUCAUUAAAACCACCCACAUAACAGGGUCUGUACAUUUAUACACUCUGUAAAACAUCCUGACUGGUGUGGGAAUCUGGAGAAACUCAUGUCUGAAAACUUUCUGACAACACCUUGCUCCAAUGUACAAUUUGCUGUAGUUCUUCAAUCUCCAAAUAAAAAAAGAGGCAUAAUUCA